This is a messenger RNA of Phacochoerus africanus (Common warthog), 1572 nucleotides long. It is a transcript of the gene RABGGTB, whose product is annotated as Rab geranylgeranyltransferase subunit beta. The record is from RefSeq and is a predicted model, not a curated record. Gene Ontology annotation, cellular component: Rab-protein geranylgeranyltransferase complex. NCBI's taxonomy places the organism in Eukaryota, Metazoa, Chordata, Mammalia, Artiodactyla, Suidae. Gene Ontology annotation, biological process: protein geranylgeranylation. Gene Ontology annotation, molecular function: Rab geranylgeranyltransferase activity. Bases 298 to 1173 code for a protein of 291 amino acids. The transcript is spliced from 9 exons.
GAGCCACAACGGGAACUCUGAGAAACUCACUAUUUUAUUAUUGAUAACUGUUGUGACUUACUUCAAAUAAAACAGUAAAGUACAGUCUUAGAUAUAGAUCAAAAAUGUGGAUAACUAGAGCAGCAUUCUCGUCCCUUGGGGACUUGUUGCAUUUGGGGAAACAGGCUAAAGCUGGAGAAGGGUACACCGCAGAAGGAUGUCAUUAUCAAGUCAGAUGCACCUGACACCCUAUUCCUGGAGAAGCAUGCAGAUUAUAUUGCAUCCUAUGGCUCAAAGAAAGAUGAUUACGAAUACUGUAUGUCUGAAUAUCUGAGAAUGAGUGGAAUCUAUUGGGGUCUGACCGUAAUGGAUCUCAUGGGCCAACUACACCGUAUGAAUAGAGAAGAAAUUUUGGCAUUUAUUAAGUCGUGUCAACAUGAGUGUGGUGGAAUAAGUGCUAGCAUUGGACAUGAUCCGCAUCUUUUAUAUACUCUUAGUGCUGUCCAGAUCCUUACUCUUUAUGAUAGUAUUAAUGUUAUUGAUGUAAAUAAAGUUGUGGAAUAUGUUCAGAGUCUACAAAAAGAAGAUGGUUCUUUUGCUGGAGAUAUUUGGGGCGAAAUUGAUACAAGAUUCUCUUUUUGUGCGGUGGCAACUUUGGCCCUAUUGGGGAAGCUGGAUGCUAUUAAUGUGGAAAAAGCAAUUGAAUUUGUAUUAUCCUGUAUGAACUUUGAUGGUGGAUUUGGUUGCAGGCCAGGUUCUGAAUCUCAUGCUGGGCAGAUCUAUUGUUGCACAGGAUUCCUGGCUAUUACUAGUCAGUUGCAUCAAGUAAAUUGUGAUUUACUUGGUUGGUGGCUUUGUGAACGACAGCUUCCAUCAGGUGGACUCAAUGGAAGGCCAGAGAAGUUACCAGAUGUAUGCUAUUCGUGGUGGGUGUUGGCUUCCCUUAAGAUAAUUGGAAGGCUUCAUUGGAUUGAUAGAGAGAAACUGCGUAGUUUCAUCUUGGCUUGUCAAGAUGAAGAAACCGGAGGAUUUGCGGACAGGCCAGGAGAUAUGGUAGAUCCUUUUCAUACUCUAUUUGGAAUUGCUGGAUUGUCACUUUUGGGAGAAGAGCAGAUUAAACCUGUUAAUCCUGUUUUUUGCAUGCCUGAAGAAGUACUUCGGAGAGUGAAUGUUCAACCUGAACUAGUAAGCUAGAUUAGAUCCUUCGAUGCAAAGGUCACUUGUAGUUUUGCCAUCUUAAUAUUUUGGUAUUUGAAGUGCUUAGCAAACUUAAUGGCUAUGAUGUUAAUAUUUUGUACAUGAAUUGUGUUGAUUUUAAUAAAUUAUAUGGUUAUACAUACUGUAAAUUAAAGACCUUUAUUGUAUCUGCAGCUGUCCAUUUUCUUCUGGAAUGCUUUUAUUCUGCAUAUAUUUUGUUUAUGUUUCAAUGUGUUAUGUGUCUCUAAAAGCAAACUUAGUUGGAUUCUUUAGCUGAAGUCUUGUGUUUGUACUCCCUUGUUAUAUAUAAUUAUAGUUAAUGUAAAUUGGUCAUUAUCAAUGAGAAUGUUAACUGAACUCCAUAUGAAUUAAAAGAUGAAAAAGAUGCCUGAAAUU